This is a messenger RNA of Helobdella robusta, 1143 nucleotides long. RefSeq lists its product as hypothetical. Lineage: Eukaryota; Metazoa; Annelida; Clitellata; Rhynchobdellida; Glossiphoniidae. The transcript is spliced from 8 exons. Gene Ontology annotation, cellular component: nuclear pore. The coding region runs from base 1 to 1143 and encodes 380 amino acids. Gene Ontology annotation, biological process: protein import into nucleus. The record is from RefSeq and is a predicted model, not a curated record.
AUGACUAAAAAGAGAGCGGCCAAUAGAGAACUGAAUCAUGAUAACUGGGAUCAAGAAGACAGCGAUGAAGAGGAGAGAGGAUCAAUUGCCGUUGCCUCCGAAGACAUACUCCAGAAGCGAACCAUUUUAAAAGCAAAAAGACGCAAGCCCACAGAUUCACCGGAACCAGAGGCAGUCAAGCCAGUGAACAUAUUUCAAGGAUUUAGUUUCACCAGUAGCACCUCUAGUGCCAGCUCAUCAAACUCUACCACUGCUCUUCCUACAUUCUCUUUCUUUCCAACUUCAUCAGUAGCUGCAGCAGCAACAUCAACAAAAUCUGCCAGUGAAGCGUCAAAGACAACACCUUCAUCCUCAUCUUCUGGUCUUUCCAAUGUAGUCACCUUUGCCACUGAAGCUGAUUCUGAUGCAAAAUCUGAAUCAAGUUACCAAAAGGAAAUUGAGCGUUUGAACAAGAGCUUCCUUGACUGGAUAACUCAUCACAUAAACAAGAAUCCAUGUUGCAUUCUGUCGCCUGUCUUCAAGGACUACAACAGAUACAUCAGCGAACUUGACAUGGAGUGUGCCUGUCCAAGCAACCAACAGCCCGGCAACAAAACUGAUUCACUCCCAACUAAUCCAACUUUGACUUUCUCUAGCAAUCCUCCUUUUUCCUUUGGUUCCUCAUCAUCCUCCACAUUUGGCAAGGGCUUUUUUUCGAAACCUGCCGAGCAGAACACUGAAACAAGUGCCGGUAAUGAAGAGGAAAAAGAGGAAGAGUACGUACCUCCUAAGCCAGAGUCUGUUGAGACAAAAGAGGAAGGCUCCUUCUACACCAUAAGAUGCAAAUUGUACUACAAAAAAGAGGAGAAGUAUGACGAGAGAGGUGUUGGCUUCUUACAUCUGAAACCAAAUGGCAGCAAAACUCAAAUGAUUGUCAGGACUGAUACAGCAUUGGGCAAUAUUUUGUUGAACAUCAACGUGGGCAAAUUGAUGCCUAUCAGUAGGCAAGGAGUGAACAAUGUGAAUCUCAUCUGCAUCCCCAAUCCCCCCCUCGAUGAGAAAAGGCCCUCCAACACCCCAAUUCCCAUUCUCAUCAGGGUGAAGACGAAAGACAAUGCAGAUGAACUCUUUAAACAUUUGACUGAGGCUCAGGCAAAAUUGUGA